UAACUCACCCUGUACAAAGUUCGCGCCAAAAAAUGGAAAAAAUGAAUUGUCAUUUAAUUUUGAGUGUUAAGUAUAUAGACAUAACCUCAGGUCACGUCACCUAAGUUGACACGAACGCUAUCCAGACAGUUCUUUAUUAUGAUAAUGAUCGAGGUCAAACUUGACCCAAUUUUGUGUCUACUUUGCUGUUCACUCGGAUAAUGGUUUGACGUACGUCAGCACCAGAUUAAAAGAGUAUAUAAAUAGGCGAUGGUUUUCAGGCUCUGCACUUUUCCUGGCGCCCGAGCGAGUACAUCAUCCAGGGUUUUCCCAAAGUGUUCUCAAAAUGCUGUUUCAGGUAUUUUGCGUUGUCCUGGCGUUGGCUUUCUGCCUUGGGCCACUGCUCAAGGCGCUGCGGAAGCGAGGUGCGAUUGGGAAGCUACCCUGUCCACCAGGACGUCACUGGUUCCACGGGCAUGCGAAGCAAGGCCCCUUCGACCCCGGCUUCAAAUGGCUGAUGGACACCGUCAAAACCUUCCCCCGUAUCUACACCUUAUGGCUGGGACCUGUUGCUCCAUUACCCAUGCUGGUUCAUCCAGAUACCAUCAAACCGAUUCUGAAUGGCACGGUAAAGAGCAAAAAGUCUCCCUUAUACGACUCCAUGAGGGACUGGAUCGGUGAGGGAUUGGCCCUCUCCGAAGGAGCCAAGUGGAAGAGAAAUCGCCGCCUGCUGACGCGAUCCUUUCACCUGGACGUCUUGCGCGCCUACACGCCUGUCUCCAACGACUGCGUGGAGAUCCUUCUGGACAAGCUGGAGAGGUCUGCUGCACAGGACAAACCUUUCAACAUGUACCAAGGGUUGGUCCAGUGCACGUUUGAUGUCAUUCAACGCACUGCUUGCUCAUACAAGUCGGACUGUCAGGUGGAGAAGCCUAAGCAGUCGGAAUCCAUGGGCCUCGUCUCAGCCUGUGAAACCUUGCUAUGGUUUAUUCAUGAACGCCAAUUCAACAACCGCCUUCUCCUCAACCCAUUGAUCUUUCGGCUGAGUUCCAACUACGGCAAGUACGAGAAGGCCCUCCAGUACGUCCACGACUUUGCCACGAAAAUGGUCAAAGAGCGAAUGGAAGAAGUGUCUAAAAAGAAGGAGGCAGGCAACCCGAUCACCAAACCCCGUGAUUUCCUGGACACGCUCGUGAUGGCCAGAGAUGAGGAUGGGAGCGGACUGACAAUCAAAGAGAUGGUGGACGAAGUCAAUACUUUCCUGUUUGCUGGACACGAGACUACGGCCACUUCCUCGAUCUGGUUGCUGUUCUUCCUGGCCAAGCAUCCUCAACAUCAGAACAAGAUCAGGCAGGAGGUGGAUGAGCUAUUGGCAGACAGAGACUCGGAUACAAUCACCUUUAAGGACUUUGGUCGUUUAGAGUACAUGACCCUCGCUAUCAAGGAGUCCAUGCGAAUGAUCACGGCUGGCGCACUGUUCAGUCGCACUCUGCUUGAACCAUACACCGUGGAUGGCGUCACUCUUCCCGAAGGGACCAUGGUGGGGCUCAGCUUCCAUCAGCUCCACCACAACCCAACCGUCUGGGGAGACGAUCACAUGGAGUUCAAACCCUCUCGGUUCCUGCCGGAGGACCUCUCCAAGAUGGACCCGUUCUGCUUCGCGCCUUUCUCUGCCGGGGCGAGGAACUGCAUCGGGCAGCAGUUUGCCUUGAACGAGAUGAAGGUGUUCGUGGCUAGGAUCCUGAGGCGCUUCCGCCUGAGUUUGGUGGCAGGGGAACCAGACCCAAUUCCGACGAUGACCUUGGUGUCCAAACCCAAGAAACCGUUGUUUCUCAAGAUAGAAUCAGUCCAUAUGAAAUCUUAAAUUCAAAGCACCAUUACACCAAAUCUGGUGCAUUAAUUGUGGGAAACGUUCUGCUCAGUCAGCUGUCAAACUGAAGUAGUGCUUGAGAUAGCAUC
Messenger RNA from Patiria miniata (bat star), 1938 nucleotides. Its product is annotated as cytochrome P450 4F11-like. NCBI's taxonomy places the organism in Eukaryota, Metazoa, Echinodermata, Asteroidea, Valvatida, Asterinidae. The transcript is spliced from 4 exons. Gene Ontology annotation, molecular function: oxidoreductase activity, acting on paired donors, with incorporation or reduction of molecular oxygen; heme binding; monooxygenase activity. The record is from RefSeq and is a predicted model, not a curated record. The coding region runs from base 326 to 1843 and encodes 505 amino acids.